UCCACUGCCCGUCUUCCCUACCUUUGUCUCUGUCUCUCUAAUUACAUCUCAAAGCCAAACCCAACGGCUUAGUGUUCGACUCUCUUUCUCUCAAUUUCUUUUCCCUUUCUUCUUAUAAUCACGAACCCACAAUUUCUUUUUCCCCGGAUUUGCGUUGUUUGAUCAGGGGUUUCGUUAAUUGUUUCUUGGAAGAUUCUGGGGCUGAAUUUCCCCCUAAUUCUCGGUGCCCCUUUUUGUUGUUUUUCUGUUGGGGGUUCAAUAGGAUCAGGAUCUUUUCUUCUCUUGCAUUAACUGAUGGUAGUGAAGAUGAUGAAGUGGCGGCCAUGGCCGCCGCUUGUUUCGAGGAAGUAUGAGGUGAGGCUUGCGGUGAAGAGACUCGAAGGGCUUGAUCCGCCGCGAGAUGGAAAGGAGGGGGUUGAUAAAUUGACGGUCGAGGUCAAAUGGAAGGGCCCCAAAAUGGCUUUGAGUCCAUUGAGGAGAACGGCGGUGAAGAGAAAUUACACCAAGGAGGCCGAUGGGUUGGAUCAGAACGGUGUCGCUCAGUGGGAUGAAGAGUUUCAGAGCGUUUGUACUUUCUCUGCUUACAAGGAGAAUGUGUUUCAUCCAUGGGAGAUCGUUUUCUCUGCCUUCAAUGGCUUAAAUCGAGGGUCGAAAAACAAAGUUCAGGUUGUUGGAUCAGCAUCGCUUAAUCUGUCUGAAUAUGUUUCUGUGGCUGAACAAAAAGAGCUCGAAUUGACGAUACCCCUUAAUCCAUCCACAAAUGCUACUGAGACCAGUCAUGUUCUCUGGAUAUCGCUGAACUUAUUGGAGCUAAGAACUGCUCAAGUUGUAUCACAGCCUGUACAGAGAUCGGUAGCCCCGGCUCCAUCUCCACCCUGGUCAGGAGAUAAUGUCCCAGCAGAAAAAGAUGAGCUCUCUGCUCUUAAAGCUGGCCUCAGGAAAGUAAAGAUUUUUACGGAGUUUGUGUCGACCCGAAAGGCAAAAAAGGCUUGCCAUGAAGAAGAGGGCAGUGAGGGGAGGUGUUCUGCCAAGAGUGAGGAUGGUGAGUCUUGCUACCCGUUCGACUCUGAUUCCUUUGAUGACAUUGAGGAAGGGGAAACAGAUGAAGGGAAGGAGGAUACUAACAUAAGGAAGUCCUUUAGUUAUGGCACUCUGGCCUAUGCAAAUUAUGCUGGAGGAUCACAUUACUCUGAUAUGAAGAUCAAUGGCGGUGACGAAAAUUUAGUUUACUAUAGUAAUCGAAAAUCAGAUGUGGGCUGCUCGAGCAUGGAGGAUUCAACUGCUUCAGCCUCUGAACAACCUUUGCCACAGAGUUCAAAGCGUGGCCUGUUGCCAUGGAGGAAGAGAAAACUAAGUUUUAGAUCUCCCAAGGCAAAAGGAGAGCCAUUGUUGAAGAAGGCCUAUGGCGAAGAAGGUGGUGACGACAUUGAUCAUGAUCGAAGGCAGCUCAGCUCUGAUGAAUCUCUUGGUCUUGGGUGGCAAAAGACAGAGGAGGAUUCAACUGCGAAUCGAUCAUCGGUUUCUGAAUUUGGGGAUGAUAAUUUUGCAAUUGGCACUUGGGAGCAGAAGGAAAUUGUAAGCCGUGAUGGACAUAUGAAGCUACAAACACAGGUCUUCUUUGCUUCUAUUGAUCAACGUAGCGAGCGGGCAGCGGGUGAAAGUGCAUGCACUGCUCUUGUAGCUGUUAUUGCUGAUUGGUUCCACAACAGCCAAAAUCUCAUGCCUAUAAAAUCUCAAUUUGAUAGUUUGAUCAGAGAUGGCUCGUUAGAAUGGAGGAAACUCUGUGAAAAUGAAAUAUAUCGGGAACGAUUCCCCGACAAGCAUUUUGAUCUAGAUACGGUCAUUCAAGCCAAAAUCCGACCGCUGUCUGUGGUUCAGAGGAAGUCCUUCAUUGGCUUUUUCCAUCCAGAAGGCAUAAAUGAGGCGAGAUUCGAAUUUUUGCAUGGUGCCAUGUCCUUUGAUAACAUAUGGGAUGAGAUUAGCCGUACUGUGACAGAUUGCCCAGACGACAGUGAACCACAGGUUUAUGUUGUCAGUUGGAACGACCAUUUCUUUAUUCUUAAGGUCGAAUCUGACGCGUACUAUAUCAUCGACACGUUAGGGGAGAGGCUCUAUGAAGGAUGCAAUCAGGCCUACAUCUUGAAAUUUGACAACAACACUACAAUCUGUAAAAUGCCCGACACUAACCAGUCAGCUGGCGAAAAGACUUCCAACGAUCAGCAGACUGUUGCAGAAAUAGUUGAGGCCAAGGAACAACAGGCCAGUGGAAAGGAAGAGAGCUUGACACUAGAGAACGUAGCCUCACAGCCUGAAGAACCAAUGAAGGAGAAAGAUGAAGUCUUGUGUCGUGGGAAGGAAUCCUGUAAAGAAUACAUCAAGAGCUUCUUGGCUGCUAUCCCGAUUCGGGAACUGCAAGCCGAUAUCAAAAAGGGUCUAAUGGCAUCAACCCCGCUUCACCACCGACUACAGAUCGAACUAAACUACACCCAGAUUUUGCAACCUUCACCUGACUCCUCUCACGCCUCAGAAGAUCCGAACACUAUGCCACAAAGUCCCGAUGCCACACUACUAGCAGACAUUGCUGCUACAUCAUAGGCUUAAAUGUAAAUUUAGAAUUGUCGGUUAAUCUAACUAGUUUUCCUUUUGCAAGUGACUGAGAGCUUAACAAAGAGGAGGGAAUGGACAUGCAGUAUAGUAUAGGUAUGCAGCAGUAGCAGCAGCAAUGUCAAGAGCAACUGUCUGUGUGUUUUUUGCUUGCUUUUUGGUAUCUAAUCUCCCUAUAAUUUGUCUGAUCAUCUUCCAUGGACAUAGACCUUACUUUUGGACAUAAAUGAGUAAUCUUCCUGUGAAUUAUCACAUCA
Molecule: messenger RNA, 2861 nt
Organism: Cucurbita pepo subsp. pepo (vegetable marrow)
Lineage: Eukaryota; Viridiplantae; Streptophyta; Magnoliopsida; Cucurbitales; Cucurbitaceae
Source: RefSeq, a predicted model, not a curated record